AUGCCGCAGGACGCCGCGGUAUGCCGCGGCACAUCGUGGCGUGCCGUUUCAUUCCACAGACGUCCCGCAAGUCACGUCGGUCACAGAAUUAUGACAAUUAAACUAAUUGAAAUAAGGUUUGAAACUAGUGCGGCGGCGAUUUCGGCGAAUGGCGCGCAGCGAAUGUGCCGCGGCAUGCCGCAACGCGCUUCGGCAUGCCGCGACGCGCUUCGACGUGCCGCGGCAUGCCGUGCCGUGCCGCGACGCAACGUAACGAGUCCUCAAAAAGAAGCUCUUCUUGAAGCCAUAAACUCGGCUCAGGAAGGCAUAGAGAAGCUGAGAAAGGAACUCGUCGCUUACAAUAAGACGCUUAGACAGAUGCAGGACGAGGCGGUAGCGCGGUCCCUAUCGCGACUUCAACUUGCGCAGGUGAAUGCGAAGAAACCAAAAACUCGAGAAGAAGCACAGAAGGAAAUUCUGGAUGCUGAAUUGGACAUGUUUACUAAACAACAGGAGGGUCAAGACGUAACGGAGCUGCAAAAGAAAAUUUCCGAGCUUCGUCGGCAGAUGACUAUACAGUUCCCGCCGCACCCUGCCAUGCGUAGACCACAUUCCAGCUAUCGCAUAGUGAAACGCAAACUUAGUAUUUACAAAUGCACUCUAUUCUCAAGGGGCGGUCGCUUUAACACUGCGACGAGGUUCACCCGAGGAGCGCCAUCACCUAAAGUCUUUGUCAACCAAUCUGUCGACCAUAGGCCGAGAGCUCUGCUCAUAUCCGGAUUUGAAGCUGACGAGCUAGACGCUUUGACUGCACAUUUUGCUCAAUUCGGCGAAAUCACACACAAGGAGACCAACCUCGCGGUGCCCGAGCUGAUCGUCGUGUACAAGGCAAGAGCGCACGCGGAACAAGCCGCUCACAGCGGCAAACAUUACAACGACCGGACGUUGUCCAUCACGUGGGUGACGAACACGAAGGCGUUGAGCGGCGUGAACGCCGUGGCCGCGCCCGCGCCCGCGCCCACCACCAACCACAACGGGGACGCCAACCACGACGACGACAAGAUGCCCGAGACACCAACGGAACUCAACGAGGACUCUCUCCUCCGGUUCGAUGAAGAGGAAGACGAGGACGCCGAAGACAGAUCCUGGAGACGUUGACAUCGAGCCAACCCGCACCUCCGCAGCCAUCGGUACCAGCACCAGUGCCAACGGUGCCACAAUGGCGCGAGGACUCUGUGAAAUCUAAGUUUAUUUAGUGGUGUGUUUACACUGUCAAUAUUUUCGUCAAUACUUUCGUUUUACGUCAUAGUUAAGCAAAUUACAAUUGACAGCAUUCAAAUAGCAAUUUUGCAAUUGACGGCAUUCAAAUUGCAAUUUUGCAAUUGACCCCUUUCAGAUUGCAAUUUUGCAAUUGCAAUGCCGUCAAAGGUGCAGUUCGCUCUAUGUCACUAGGAAGUAUUUUUAUUUCUAAAAGCAAAAUUUAUUUUUUUAUCUAAGAUCAAAACCUGUGUUGACUACGCAAAAUCAGCUCGCAUAUUUCCGACGCGUUUUUUUCCGUCAUUUAAUACGUAACAGUUAUCCAAUAGUGAGAGUAUCGAAUUUCAUUAAAUUCCGUAUUUAACAAUAAGGUAGGCUCAUUAAAUAAAAAUAGGUUAUAUUAGUUAUAUAAAACAAGUGACAUUUUAAACUAAAAGAAAUAUCACACGAAUCGACUGGAAUGUCACUUAUUUAUAAAUUCGACGAUCCAUUUGAAAGCCUUUAUACACUGUACAAUUUUUUUAUCUACGCGUUUGUAAAUAGAUAUUGCAAUAUUAAACUCGCCGUUUGUCUUUACUGUUAAGGUUUAUUAUCGAUUCAAAAGUAUUGAUAGUGUAAAAACAGUAUAAUAAAGCGUCAAGUUGUAGCUAAAAUUUAGAACUUAUCGACUAUGACAUCAUUAUAUGGUAUGCGACGCGAUCUGUACAAACUGUCAGUUUUGAUUGAAUAUUGAAUAUAGUGAAUAUUGAACACCGAAAAUUUUUUUAAUAAUAAAUAUUUGUGAUUGAUUUAUAAUAAUUACAAUAAUAGGCCGUAAAUAUUACAGUUUUAAAAAAGAUGAUCGGAAAACAUCGGCUACGUUCGGAUUUUCUAGAGCACCGUGUCAGUCACACUAAUUGUAUGGCAGAGACAACUCUCUUCAAAGGUGACAUCAGCCGAUCGUCUAUUCUACAUCUCGUUGUGUAACAUCGUCGGUGUUUGUGUUGUGUGUAUGAAACAGAUACCGUUCUGACACGACACGUCAGACAAAUGUAAAUCCGGCUUUAGGCAAUAUCCGUGAUUUACGACUGUUCCCAACGUUAAAUGUUCACUCGUAUAAAAGA
Molecule: messenger RNA, 2339 nt
Organism: Hyposmocoma kahamanoa
Lineage: Eukaryota; Metazoa; Arthropoda; Insecta; Lepidoptera; Cosmopterigidae
Gene: swm
Product: zinc finger protein swm-like
Exons: 11
Coding region: 1-1137 (378 amino acids)
Cellular component (GO): nucleus
Molecular function (GO): RNA binding
Source: RefSeq, a predicted model, not a curated record